Phyllopteryx taeniolatus (common seadragon) is the source of this 3077-nucleotide messenger RNA. It is a transcript of the gene mmp15b, whose product is annotated as matrix metallopeptidase 15b. Gene Ontology annotation, cellular component: extracellular matrix. The transcript has 10 exons. Gene Ontology annotation, biological process: proteolysis; collagen catabolic process; extracellular matrix organization. The coding region runs from base 541 to 2523 and encodes 660 amino acids. NCBI's taxonomy places the organism in Eukaryota, Metazoa, Chordata, Actinopteri, Syngnathiformes, Syngnathidae. The record is from RefSeq and is a predicted model, not a curated record. Gene Ontology annotation, molecular function: metalloendopeptidase activity; zinc ion binding.
CAGGCCUUGUUUUGCGCGCUCCCGCCAGCUUGACACGGAGACACUCACGCGCAGCUCAUCACUCGCGUCCUGCUCGUCCUGUUGGCCGAAUAAGCGCACUUGACGGCCGAGUGUCAGUCCACGCGAGUUUGUUUUUCUUUUUUUUCUUUUUUUUGUUCAUGCAGCGACGACUGCGAAAAAAUCAACAACAACCCAACGCUUUCAUUUACUAAUUAGGCGCUCAGGUGCGGUGGAGUUUCUCACUUUCGACUCUCAGGGGAGCUUUCUUAUCUCAGGAGGAGGAAGUUACAAAUCCUCAGGAACAAACUCAAAGUGCACUUUUUUUUUUGUGUGUGUGUUUGUGUGCAAGAUUGCUCAGCCUACUUAAAUCCACAAAGGAGAAACACUUGACACCCACAUGGAGGCUCAGCCCGUCGCCGCCUGCUGACAUGGAGCUCUUUUCCGGCAUGCAACUCAGCCUCUAGUCGUUUUUUUUUUUUUUGUGUGUGUGUGUGGCUCGUUUCUCUUGUCUUUUUCCUCUACAAAGAAGACCCCCGCACCAUGGCCGGCUCUUCCCCCCGGUUGCUCUGGAGACGGAGCCUCCUCCUGGCAGUGUGCGUGUGCGCGCUUGGGGCGCGUGGAGCCGAGGAGGAGGAGGAGGAGGAGGAGGACAGCGGCGGCUUCAACUCGGAGUCUUGGCUGAGGAUGUACGGCUACCUGCCUGAGGCCAGUAGACAGAUGUCCACCAUGCGCUCCACGCAGAUCCUGGCCAACGCCAUCAGCGACAUGCAACGCUUCUACGGCCUGGAAGUCACCGGACACAUGGACCCGCAAACCAUCAGCGCCAUGAAGAGACCCCGCUGUGGUGUGCCCGACAAGUUUGGGGGCCAGAUCAAAACCAACGUGAGGCGGAAGCGCUACGCCCUCACCGGACACAAAUGGAACAAGAACCGUCUCACGUACAGCAUCCAGAACUACACCCCCAAGAUUGGCGAGUACAACUCCUUCGUGGCCAUCCGGCAGGCCUUCAAGGUGUGGGAGAGCGUCACCCCACUGACGUUUGACGAAAUCCCCUACCAGGAGAUCAAGUACGGCCGGCGUAAGGAGCCCGACAUCAUGCUCUUCUUCGCGUCUGGCUACCACGGCGACAGCUCCCCAUUUGACGGCGAGGGCGGGUUCCUGGCCCAUGCCUACUUCCCCGGGCCCGGCAUGGGCGGCGACACGCACUUUGACUCGGACGAGCCGUGGACCAUCGGAAACCAGAAUGUACAAGGCAAUGACCUGUUCCUUGUGGCCAUCCACGAGCUGGGCCACGCGUUGGGCUUGGAGCACUCCAACAACCCGCUGGCCAUCAUGGCGCCCUUCUACCAGUGGAUGGAGACGGAUAACUUCCAGCUGCCUGACGACGACCGCAGAGGCAUUCAGCAGAUUUACGGCACACAUGACAACAGGCCCACUCAGGCCUUGCCCACCGUGACGCCGCGCCGCCCGGACCCCCGGCCGCCGCACAAUCCUCCUCCUCGCCAACCGGACCGGCCCAGGAGCACCGACAGACCGGAUCACUACGGACCCGAUAUCUGCGAAGGCAACUUCGACACGGUGGCCAUGCUCCGAGGAGAGAUGUUUGUCUUCAAGGGCCGUUGGUUCUGGAGGGUGCGCAGGAACAGAGUGCUGGACAACUACCCCAUGCCCAUCGGACACUUCUGGCGAGGUUUACCCGGAGACAUCGACGCCGCCUACGAGAGGCACGACGGCCGCUUUGUCUUCUUCAAAGCAAACCGAUUCUGGCUCUUCCGGGAGGCCAACCUGGAGCAAGGCUACCCUCUGGAGCUGGUGGACUACGGCCGCGACAUUCCUUACGACCGCAUCGAUGCGGCCAUCUGGUGGGAGCCCUCCGGUUACACCUACCUCUUUCAGGGAGACUGGUAUUGGCGCUUUAACGAACAGUCCCGCUCAGCCGACAGAGGCUACCCGAAGCCCAUCAGCGUGUGGGGGUCUUCCGUCCCCUCGGCUCCCAAGGGGGCCUUCCUAAGUGACGACGGAGCGUACACCUACUUCUACAAAGGCUCCAAGUACUGGAAGUUUGACAACCACCGCAUGAAGAGCGAGCCGGGCUACCCCAAGUCCAUCCUGCGCGACUUCAUGGGCUGCAGCGUGGACCUGGACCCCCCGGACACGGACGCCGACGACAAAUAUCCGGACGUCAACCAGCCGCCGUUCAACCCGGACGCCGGGCGCGAGGAUGACAACAAUGUCGACAAGAAGGACGACGAGGACCGAGACGGCGGCGGCCGGACGGACGGCGACCAAGACGCGGACGAGGACGAGCGCGAGAGCCACGAGGAGGACACCAACGAGGUGGACGUGGUGCUGAAAGUGGACGACAGCCAGGAGCGGACCAUGAACAUCCUGAUGGUGACCAUCCCCCUGGUUCUGGUGCUGUGCAUCCUGGGCCUCAUCUACGCCAUCAUCAACACGCUUCAGAGCAAGGGGGCGCCGAGGCUUCUGGUGCACUGCAAGCGCUCGCUGCAGGACUGGGUUUGAACCCUGAACUUGAGAUGGGGAUUGCUGAACCCUGGACGGACCCUCAGCAUACCCUCCCACAACUCAUAGAAACAGGUAGUAACAGACCCAUGCGGUUACUGUACUGACUAGGGAUGGGCAUUACAAUCGAUUGAUGGAUCGUGUGAGAUUUAUGGCAAUCGCUAAGUGUCAAACUCAUUUUCGUCGUGGGCAACAUUGUAGUGGGGGUUUCCCCCAGAGGGCCUUUAAGACUGGAAAAUGUCUCAUUUCCAUACUGUAUAUAAAUGGAUAGUCAAAACUCCAUUUAGCAAGGAACAUAAAAUAUACACACUUUAUUUGCUUCAGUGGGCCCCAUAAGUGACAGAAUUUAAUACUUUCAUUCAUUUCACCGAUUAAUCCAUAACGGAGAACUAGUCGAGUGCCCAUCCCUAGACUUGCUCCACGGUGCAUCGACUGUAGUCUAUUUAUACGAGACAAGUUUGCACAUUGUUUGUGUUCAUUGGGUGUGACUUUGUUGUUCUUGUUUUUUUUUUAUUUGUAAUUUUUAAAUGAUUAUUGAUUGAUUUAUUUCUAAA